UGAGAGGGUGUCGAAGCAUAUAGAAGUGGAUAUAGUUCGAUGAUCUAUUUGAUAAAUUAAAAUGGAGAGUGUAAGAGAGAGUUCAUUAUCAAGCUUGAUGCUUUUCUUGUUCGGUCUUGCUUAUGUUGUGUUCUUGCUAAACUCAAACUGUGUUAAUGGAUUACGAGACCUAAAGGAGAGAGAUGCAAGCGAGAGUAAUUUUGUGAAUGCUACUUCUUCAAGCGUUUUGGACUCUAAAAGUACUGCCAACAUUUCGACCGUUGAGUUUGAAAAUGCUUUAGAUGAUCAGAAUGUAAAUAAGACUGAAAAAUGUGAAUCACGAGCCGGAGGCGGAGGAGGAGGUGGUGGUGGUGGUGGAGGAGGAGGAGGAGGUCAAGGCAGUGGGGGCGGAGGUGGAGAAGGAAAUGGUGGGAAUGGAAAAGACAAUUCCCACAAAAGGAACAAAAGUAGCGGUGGUGGUGGUGGUGGCGGAGGAGGAGGAGGUGGGGGUAGCGGAAAUGGCUCAGGCCGUGGUCGGGGUGGAGGAGGUGGUGGUGGCGGUGGUGGAGGAGGAGGCGGUGGAGGAGGAGGAGGAGGCGGCGGAGGAGGAGGAGGAGGAGGAGGAAGUGAUGGGAAAGGCGGAGGAUGGGGAUUUGGAUUUGGAUGGGGAGGUGAUGGACCCGGCGGAAACUUUGGUCGUUGUUGGUAUCCCGGUUGUACUAAAAAGUCAACGGAAAGUCAUAAUUAAAACAUAGCAAUGAUAUGUCUUAAAGCCAUGCUUUUUCACCACAACAUAAACACACAAUAAUUCCUUUGUUUUUUUCCUUUUUCAAUGGCCUUAAGACAACAACGAUUUCUUUCUGUUUUGCAAUGUCUUGGGGGAUUGUGCUUCCAAUGAAAAACUAAAUGGUAAUGUUUCCGAAUUUGUUUGUUCUUUUCUCACUGAUCUUUCCACAUUUUGCUACUUAGUUAUAAAUGAUUUUCCCAAUUCUUUCACAGUUUCACUUCCGGACCAAAAUUUUUGAUAAGGAUCCAAAAGUU
This is a messenger RNA of Arabidopsis thaliana (thale cress), 1020 nucleotides long. RefSeq lists its product as uncharacterized. The coding region runs from base 62 to 727 and encodes 221 amino acids. The record is from RefSeq and is marked reviewed. NCBI's taxonomy places the organism in Eukaryota, Viridiplantae, Streptophyta, Magnoliopsida, Brassicales, Brassicaceae. The transcript has a single exon.